AACGAAGCUCGCGAUUCGCCGACUGGCCCUCUACCCAUGCAUGGUCUGUCCUCGGUCGGUACCUGCUUGAAUGCCGCGAGCCAAGCACCAGUUAGCCAGCCAGUGGCGAAGACGAAGCGCCGUGGGUGUUACCGUCGAUGGUUUAUUCCGCAAUUUCAUUUCUUUUUCUUUUUCUUUUCUUUUUUCUUCUUCAUAUUUCUCGUUCUUUUCUCUUCUCUCAUCGCUUCUUGGUUGCUGGUGGAGCGAUAACGAGGACGUGCCUUGUCUUCAAGCGACCUGCAAGAUGAGGUUCAACAUUCAACAGAUACGGCUCAUACUCUACCUAUCCGUACGAAGUAUUGGUACUGGAGAUUUGGAUGUGUUUGACAGUGACCUCUUGGAUGCCAAAGAGGUUCGAACGCCUGGAGGUUUAUCCCAAAGUCGAUGCUUUCCUUCAUCUCCACACCUCUGUGUAUGUACGUUGUAUGUACGAAGUACGCACAGAUACAAAAUAACGAAACCCCGGUCGUCACUCGACCGGCGAAUGUAUGUAUGUAUCCAUGGAGAUCCGUUGAAGAUCGUUGGGGGCGGGUCGUUUGAGCAGAGACACCUGCCUGAGCGGAUGCUCGGAAGAUACUGCCUUGGCCGCAUUACAACGUACAGUAGAAUUUCAUGUUGGGAAAGAAAAGAGAAUAUGGGGAAACCUUGCCAUCACCUGUCGAUGCAAUGAAAUGAACACGAACCAAAGGGCCAUCCAGGAUUGGAAUCAUUGGAUACGACGUUCUGAAAUGAGCAUGCUAUCUCGAAGUUUC
This is a messenger RNA of Sodiomyces alkalinus F11, 791 nucleotides long. RefSeq lists its product as hypothetical. The record is from RefSeq and is a predicted model, not a curated record. The coding region runs from base 71 to 709 and encodes 212 amino acids. The transcript has a single exon. Lineage: Eukaryota; Fungi; Ascomycota; Sordariomycetes; Glomerellales; Plectosphaerellaceae.